Messenger RNA from Emiliania huxleyi CCMP1516, 1418 nucleotides. RefSeq lists its product as hypothetical. Gene Ontology annotation, molecular function: ATP binding. NCBI's taxonomy places the organism in Eukaryota, Haptophyta, Isochrysidales, Noelaerhabdaceae. The transcript is spliced from 4 exons. The record is from RefSeq and is a predicted model, not a curated record. The annotation marks the transcript as partial.
AGGCGUCCGGCGGACGGCGGCGGCAGCGGGAAGAGGCGGAGGAGCUCUCGCCCGGCCGCCGCCUCGCGGUCGCUGCCCCAAGGCCUUGGGACCUCGGGGGUGCGGAGGCGGACCCCCCCUCGCUGCAGCCGCGGCGAGACGGCCGCGACGCUCACGAGUGGGAGCGGGGCGGCUCGCCGUGCGCAAAGCGACAGCGGCAAAACAACGCAACAAGCGGUGUCCGCAGCAGCGGCGGCGGCAGCGGUGAUAGCAGCGGCGGCAGCGGCGGCGGCGGCGGCGGCGGCGGUGGUGGCAGCGGUCGUGGCGGCGGCGGCGGCGGCGCAGCGAGUCGCCUGCCCACCACCUCGCCCCUCUCCCUGCUCCCUGACGCCGGGCCGGUGAAGCCCGCGGCCAACUUCUCCUGGGGAGAGUACCAGCAGGUGCAAUUUGUGCCGAACAGCGACGGGCAGCGACGGUAUCACCGGCAGCUGUCGUAUGCGGACAUCAUCGUCGCCUACGGGCCCGCCGGGACGGGGAAGACCCUGUUCGCGGUGCAGGAGGGGCUCCAGCGGCUGCGCAAAGGCAGUGUGGCCCGGGUCCUCUCCUCUGCUGCCCGGACGGUGCUGUCCAAGAGACGCCGCGGAGAGUCUCGGACAUGUCCCCUAGGUCAUCCUCGGCCGCCCGGACCCCACUGGCCGCGCUGACGAGGACGAGGAGGAGGAGGCCAAGACACGGCUCCUGACGCCACUCUUCGACGCCAUCACCAAGGUGAUGGCCGACCACACGGCGGCAGACGCCCUGGCCGCCGCGCGGCUGCUCGAGACGCAGUCGUUCGCUGGCAUGCGCGGCCGCACGCACGAGGCCGCGUUUGUCAUCGUGGACGAGGCGCAGAACGCGUCGCUGCAGCAGCUGAGGCGUCUCUCGGACCGAUUGGGGGCCGUUGUUUUCCGCAACGGCUCGACGCUUUGCGUCCUCGGCGACGGCUCGCAGCCCGACCGGCGCGUGGGCGGCAACUGGUCGGCGGGCGCCGACGGCAUCUCAUCCUCCAUCGAGGCGUACGCCAAGGAUCUGGACAAAGCUCGAGAAACUGGCAUGCAGACCAGGAUCGAGGUGGCGCGUCUCACCAACGCGGACAUCUGCAGGAGCACACCCGCGAGGGAGAUGCGCGGUUUCUUCUCGCAGAUCGACAGCGAGGAGCCUGCACCGCGCCGACAGCGGCUGGGCGGCGGCGCCGGCGAGCUCCUCCGGCAAGCCGUGGCGCCCUCCUCCGCUCGUGACGCCACGAGGCAGCGCGGCGACGAGGGUGCAAUCUACGAGACUAGAGAUGCGCAUGGGAGGAGAUGGCCGUGAUUUUUGUUUGCCGUGGGUAAACAGCAGUGAAGCUUUGUGAGUUGUGUUUUUGGUUGCCUCAGUGGAGAUGUGGAGUUAUUGUUAUAAAU